UAGCUUUGAAGAAAGGGAAGAAGAAGAGUAGGAGGGAAAGGAGAAGGAGGAAGAGGAGGAGGAGGAGAGAAAAGACAAAGCGUGUGCGCGACACGUCGCGAUCAUGACGCGAUGCGUCCGCGACGGAAGCACGCGCCCGCUUCGACGACGUGCUCGCCCACCGCGAGAUCCUCCAAGCUGUUAUCCUCUUGGUCCUCAGCUAUGAUCAACAGGAUCACGCUCGUUCUACUUCCGUUCUUCCUCAUCUCCUCGAGCUACUCACUCGAGGAUACUUCGAUUGCGAAUCAUACUUUCACAGUCGCUGGAAAGGACGAUGCUUGGAUAGAUUCGUUCACUCAGGAAACGGUCACGGAGCAAUCAUCACCAAAGAGCGAGUCUUCAAAAUUAUCUUAUUUUACUAACUGGAGCGAGUGGUCGGUUUGUGAUCGACAUUGUUCACAAAAUCGUGUCAGAAGAUGCAUGACGAAGAGUCAAUGUGGUACCACUGUACUUAGAGAAGAACGUACUUGCGAACACAAGAGAAAAGGACGAAGAAAAAGAUGUAAGCAACGUCAACGUCGAGGACGAUGGAAAUCAGAUAAAUUUCACGUGGUACAGUUGCCAAAGGAAGCCGCACCUAGGCACGGUAGAAGAAGAGGUACCGAUGUCCAAGAUCAAUCUAACAAUCACUAUGGCAAAUGGAGCAGAUGGUCUCCGUGUACAAGGCUAUGUACUACCCAGCGUCACAGGUGGUGUAGGAAGCCUGGGAUCUGUGGUCGUGACGUUAUACGAGAAAGUGCUUAUUGUUACGUUGAAGGUAGCUUCUGCCAAAGAUGGAUACACCGAAAAAUUCGUGGAAGUCGAGAGGAAGAUAACGAUGACGUGAUAUUAGACGAAUUCGAAUUGAAUCCCAACUCCGUGGACAGUUUUAUUCCCGAAAAAGUUCAGCCAGCAUGGAAAUGCGGUAUGGUGAAUCCUCAGAAAAAUUCUAGACUUUCUUAUUUCACUCGAAUCAUCGGUGGUCGUCCAACCGUACCAGGAGCAUGGCCGUGGCAAGUGGCUGUAUUGAAUAGAUUUCACGAAGCAUUUUGCGGAGGAACUCUGGUCUCACCGAAAUGGGUCUUGACUGCCGCCCACUGCAUAAGAAAACGCUUGUACGUUCGUAUCGGCGAACACGAUUUAACGGUGAAGGAGGGCACUGAACUGGAGCUCAGGGUGGACUCGGUGGUAAUACAUCCAGAAUACGACGCUGACACGGUCGAUAACGACGUUGCCAUGUUACGUCUUCCAGUUAAUUUGACUCCAUCUCCCUCGAGAGGGAUAGCUUGUCUUCCAGCACCGAAACAACUUUUACCUACGAAUCAAUUGUGCACUAUUUUAGGCUGGGGCAAAUCCAGAGUAACCGAUGAUUUCGGUACCGAUAUUCUUCAUGAAGUUAAGAUACCCAUAGUAUCCUCGGAAAUAUGCCGAAAAGUUUACGUGGAUUACAGAAUAACUGACAAUAUGUUUUGUGCUGGUUAUCGUCGUGGAAAAAUGGAUUCCUGUGCUGGUGACAGUGGUGGACCUUUAUUGUGCAGAGAUCCCCGAAGACCCGAUCACGGUUGGACUAUUUUCGGCAUUACCAGUUUUGGAGAAGGUUGUGGGAAACGUGGCAAAUUUGGAAUUUACGCUAAAUUGCCCAAUUAUGUGAAAUGGAUUUCGAGAGUCAUGAAACAAGACGAUGAACGUGAUUAGAAAAGUUCGAUAAAAUGUUGAUCGAAUUUUUGGCGAGAAUCUAAAAGGAACUAUGACGGUGUAAUUAAAUUUGUUGAUAGUGCGAUUAUUUUGAAAAAAAGGACAGCACUGAGUGCUGAGUGAUAUCCUUUAUGUUUAAGUAUUAAUAUUAGGUAAUUAAUAAAACGUAGAAAUUAGAAAAGGGUUCUUCGUUUAGUUGAUUAAUAACUUCGUUACAUUCUUCUAAUAACGCAUUUGUAUGAGCUUUUGUACGCGAUAUGUAGGAGAAUUAUGAAUUUGUUUUUGCCUUUUAUUGAUAUACUUCAGACGAUGGAAUUGUAUUGGAAAAUCCUUUAUUCGAUAAUAAGAAAACGUAAUAUCUACAAUGAUAAGUGAAAAUGAAAAAAGUAUUAUUACAUUUGUGCAGGUUGUCUGUACUCAUUAGUUCGUUCGCUUCACGUAGGAAUGAGAGAAAUGCAAUGUGAGUUGAACUUAAGUAGACAAAAAGGCAAGUUUAAACGUGACAAGAUAGUUCUCUGUUUUACAACAGUUAAAUCGAUUGAACAUAGCAGAGAGUGCUGCCAUCAUAUG
Messenger RNA from Polistes canadensis, 2283 nucleotides. RefSeq names its product chymotrypsinogen B. The transcript is spliced from 10 exons. Bases 112 to 1713 code for a protein of 533 amino acids. Gene Ontology annotation, biological process: proteolysis. The record is from RefSeq and is a predicted model, not a curated record. Gene Ontology annotation, molecular function: serine-type endopeptidase activity. Lineage: Eukaryota; Metazoa; Arthropoda; Insecta; Hymenoptera; Vespidae.